Carica papaya (papaya) is the source of this 3481-nucleotide messenger RNA. RefSeq names its product Pentatricopeptide repeat (PPR) superfamily protein. Gene Ontology annotation, molecular function: RNA binding; protein binding. NCBI's taxonomy places the organism in Eukaryota, Viridiplantae, Streptophyta, Magnoliopsida, Brassicales, Caricaceae. Gene Ontology annotation, biological process: RNA modification. The record is from RefSeq and is a predicted model, not a curated record.
CCAGAGAGAGAUGACUGAUAAACAUGAGACGCAGAGAAUGUUUACCUGCUCGGCUGUGAGGAGAAGCUGCCGACGUGCGAGGACGCUGCAGAUGAAGCCGACGAAUCCGGAACAGUUGCACAGGUCAUGGCGUUUGUUUCUAGAGACAGAGGGGGUUCAAAUCGAGGGUUUUCAGAAACUCGAACGGAGAGGGACUUCAAAUUGGAGAGGGGGAGAAAGGAACUGAGGGAAUAGGAGAGGGAAGUUUUUGAGAGAAAUGGAGACUGGAAAUCAAAGUUUAGAGAAAGAAAUCUAAAAAAAAAGAGCUGAGAGGUUUUUAUGAGCGGAAGACUCGAGGAACAGAGUAGAAAAGAAUGCUGGUCGCGGAGUCUGCAAAUUGGGAAGCCUUGAACAUAAUGUUUGGCUUUCUCUUUUGACAUUUGAUCCGUCCCUAGUCUGCAAUUCUCACUCUUUUCUAUUUUUGAUGAGGUUGUGCUUAUCUGGAUUUUGAUUAUUCUGGAAAGUACAUUGUUUAAUCUCUCUACGUGGGCGUAUUAAUGUUGGCUUGGCUUUUUAGUCCUUUUGAAAAAUUUUCUUACCAAAUAUGAUUUAGGAUUGUUAUCUAAACACACGAGAGAUUUUAUUUGUAAAACUAUUGCAUGAACAAAAUACACAUCCAUUGGCAUUGGAAACUUGAGAGUACUACAAUGCGUUUUCUGAAGCCAGGAUUUCCCUCUUUGAGAAUCAUCUACUCCCAUUCAAGUUGGAGCUACAUUGAGUGUCAGCUAUACCGCUUUCUUUCUGGCCAGAAAACCUCAAGGACAAAUACCAGAACAGCAGCAACUCUUGAGUCUCUUCUUAGAUUUCAUGCUCUUAUUAUAACUAGUGGAAACUCAAAUAACAUCUUCAUUGCAUCAAAGCUGAUCUCCCUCUACGCUAGUUUCAGCAGAACACAUUUUUCUGAUAAAGUGUUUGAUUUGGUUCACCCAAAAGACAUCUUCCUUUGGAAUUCCAUCAUCAAGGCUCAUUUCUCUAGUGCCAACUGUACAAGAGCACUUGAUUUAUAUCUUGCUAUGCGAUUAUUGAAUAACUUGCCGAACCAUUUCACAAUUCCCAUGGUUGUCUCUGCAUGUGCAGAGCUUUUGCAGGAAGGUUGGGGGAAGUGGGUUCAUGGGUUGACUUUCAAAUGCGGCCUUUUUGCAGAUAAUUCUGCCGUUGGGUCUUCAUUUGUGUAUAUGUAUGCAAAGUGCAGUUAUAUGGAGGAUGCAUCUCUUGUGUUUGAUGAAAUUCAAGUGAGAGAUGUUGUUGCCUGGACUGCAGUUAUCAUUGGGUAUGUGCAGAAUGGUAAAAAUGAAAAGGCUCUUUGUUGUCUCUGUGACAUGCAUAGUAUUGGUGGGGAUGAUGAAAGGCCGAAUUUCAGGACACUUGAAGGUGCAUUUCAUGCUUGUGGGAAUUUGGGGGGUUUGAUAGAGGGUAGGUGUUUGCAUGGUUUAGUGGUGAAGAAUGGAUUAGUGCACUCUCAGAUUGUUCGAGCCUCAAUUUUGUCCAUGUAUUCCAAAUGUGGGAAUCCAGAGGAGGCAUGUCUUUCUUUUUAUGAAGUUGAUGAUAAAGACCUUCUAACAUGGACGUCAAUAAUUGGUGUGCAUGCUAGGUUUAGGUUCAUGAAGGAAUGCAUAUUUCUGUUUUGGGAAAUGCAGGCUGGUGGAGUACAUCCAGAUGGAAUUGUCAUAAGUUGUAUGCUUUCAGGCUUUGGUAAUGCCAUGAAAGUCAAUGAAGGAAAAGCAUUUCAUGGAUUGAUCAUGAGGCGGCGUUAUCUGUUGGACCAGAUUGUUCAUAGUGCAUUACUGUCCAUGUACUGCAAGCUUGGGCUUUUAUCUACUGCAGAGAAGCUUUUUGAUAGAAUACAAACUGAAGCUGAAGCUGACAAAGAUUCCUGGAAUAUGAUGGUUAUUUGUUAUGGUAAGAUGGGCCACAAAGAGAAGUGUUUAGAAUUGUUCAGAGAGAUGCAAUGUCUUGGAAUUGAAUCUGACUCUGUUAGCUUGGUCUCUGCAAUUUCUGCAUGUUCUCACUUGGAAGCAGGCCACCUAGGUCAGUCAAUUCAUUGUUAUGUUGUCAAAAAUUACAUGGAUGGAGACAUAUCAGUUGUUAAUUCCCUCAUUGACAUGUAUGGGAAAAAUGGUACCUUGACUACUGCAUGGAGAAUGUUUAAUAGGACGAAGAGAGAUAUCGUUACAUGGAACACGCAGAUCUCGUCCUAUGUUUAUCAUGGGAAAUCUGAUGAAGCUAUCGCAUUAUUUAAUAAAAUGAUUUCAGAAAACAUGAAGCCAAACUUGGCAACCUUGGUAAUAGUGCUUUCUGCUUGUUCUCACCUGGCUUCUUUGGACAAAGGAGAAAGUGUUCAUCAUUAUAUUAAGGAAGCAGGUUAUGAGCUUAGUCCAUCUCUUGCUACUGCAUUGAUAGACAUGUAUGCAAAAUGUGGACAACUAAAGAAGUCAAGGGAAUUAUUUGACGCAAUAAAGGAAAAGGAUGCUAUUUGUUGGAAUGUUAUGAUCUCAGGAUAUGGAAUGCACGGAGAUGCAGAGUCAGCAAUACAAAUCUUCCAACAAAUGGAGAAAUCUAGUGUUGAACCAAAUGAACUUACCUUUCUUGCUCUUUUCUCAGCUUGUGCUUAUGCUGGACUUGUUGAAGAAGGCAAGUAUCUCUUUGGCAGAAUGCAACGUUAUUGUGUCAAACCCAAUUUGAAACAUUUUGCUUGUAUGGUAGAUCUUCUUGCCCGGUCAGGUAAUCUGCAGGAUGCUGAAGCUCUAAUUCUAUCAAUGCCAGUAUCUCCCGAUGGGGGUAUGUGGGGAACGAUAUUAAAUUCUUGUAAAAUUCACAAUGAAAUCGAGAUGGGGGUACGGAUGGCCAAAUGUGCAAUUGAAUCUGACCCGAAAAAUGAUGGUUACUAUGUAAUUCUUGCAAACAUGUAUAGCUCUAUUGGCAAGUGGCAGGAGGCAGAGAGAGCAAGAGAAAUGAUGAAGGAAAGGGGAGUUGGCAAGAGAGCUGGUUGGAGUUCAGUGUAGCACAAAAUAAAUUGACACAUCCAUUCUCAUUUAAGGUCCAUCUUUCCACAGGAAUAUCAUAACUUAUGUGAUAUUCGUCAGUCAAGGUGUUCUAAAUAUGGCCAGAACUGCAGUUGUUGUUAAUUAUCAGGUGUUGUACGGUUGAGCUGCCAUGUCCAUGGAGCCCACGAACCUUCCAGAGUUUCUGGUUACUUUUACGUACGUGCAAGAUAAUUUUCAAGACAAAUGCUCAACCAGUCCCGCAAGUUAAUUCUCUACUUUUGUGGUGUUUUAGUUGUGGAUGAAAAGAGGAGAGGAUCGGAGGCUAUGUACGUAAUGUUUAGGUUUUCAUUAUAUAAUUAAUCAUAGUUUAUUAAAUAUAGUAAGAAUGGGCUGAUGAUAAUUUAGUUUAAGAUUAUCUUCAGAGGUUUUCUUUUCUUUUUUUUUUUUUUGUUGGUUGU